AUGGCUAACACACCAGUAUGGGGCACUACGCGUUUGGGGAAUUUUUCAGUAAAGUCGGCUACAUGGAUAGCACAUAAUUUAGAGCCAAAUGCUGUAAAAUGGCCACAUCGUUGGAUAUGGAAACUAGACAUCCCGCCUAAACUCCAAAUUUUCUUAUGGCAAAUAAUGCAUAAUAGUGUUGGAGUUAGAGACACCCUUUAUAAAAAAAAGAUUAUUCCUUUCAAUCAUUGCUCCUUUUGUUGCACUUAUCCGGAAUCUCAUGAUCACUUAUUUCUUACUGGUGAUAGGGCCAAAGAAAUUUGGAACCACGUUUUAACCCAAAGCUGGUUGCCUGGUGCACUUCCACCCAUAGACUUAAUAACAACAUUAUCUACGCUUCGGAAAAACACCUCCCUCCGAAAGUUUAUCAUCCUUUUAUGGAGUAUCUGGAAAGAACGAAACUCUAUUAUUUUCAAGAAUGAGACUUUUGACAUCCCUAGAACCUUCCACCGAGCGCAAUUUGCGUUCAAAGAGUGGAAUUAUUGCAUUUUCAUAGAUACCUCUUUAAGCUUGGGGUCUCCAAUGCAAAGAUCCCAAACCCAUUCCACAACCCACAAUUAG
This is a messenger RNA of Chenopodium quinoa (quinoa), 600 nucleotides long. RefSeq lists its product as uncharacterized. The record is from RefSeq and is a predicted model, not a curated record. Bases 1 to 600 code for a protein of 199 amino acids. Lineage: Eukaryota; Viridiplantae; Streptophyta; Magnoliopsida; Caryophyllales; Amaranthaceae. The transcript has a single exon.